This is a messenger RNA of Catharus ustulatus (Swainson's thrush), 2036 nucleotides long. Its product is annotated as pre-mRNA-processing factor 39-like. The record is from RefSeq and is a predicted model, not a curated record. Gene Ontology annotation, cellular component: U2-type prespliceosome; commitment complex; U1 snRNP. The transcript has 14 exons. The coding region runs from base 1 to 1929 and encodes 642 amino acids. Gene Ontology annotation, biological process: mRNA 5'-splice site recognition; RNA processing. Gene Ontology annotation, molecular function: protein binding. Lineage: Eukaryota; Metazoa; Chordata; Aves; Passeriformes; Turdidae.
AUGGCGGAGGAGGGGCCGGGCGGCCCCGACAAGCCCGGGGGGGCGAUGGAGGGGGACGGGGACGGCGGUGAGACCCCGGCAGCGGACGGGGGUGAGCCGGGCCUGAACGGGGGCCCCCCCUCGGAGCCCCCCCCGGAGGAGCCCCCCCCGUUCCCCCCCGAGUUCCAGCGGCUCUGGGGGGCGGCUCAGGGCAACCCCCAGGACUUCAGCGCCUGGACUGAGCUGCUGGCCUACGUGGAGCAGGAGGAGCUGCUGGAGGGCGCCCGGCGCGCGUUCGACGCGUUCUUCCAGCGCUACCCGUACUGCUACGGCUACUGGCGCAAGUACGCCGAGCUGGAGAGGAGGCUGGGCAGUGCCCGCAGCGCCCAGCAGGUGCUGGAGCGGGGGCUGCAGUCCAUCCCCCUGAGCCUGGAGCUCUGGCUCAGCUACAUCGCGCACCUGCAGAGCUCGCUGGACCCCGAGCGGCCUGAGAGCGCCCAGAGGGUCCGGGGCGCGUUCGAGGCCGCCCUGGCCGCGGCAGGGAUGGAUUUCCGCUCGGACAAGCUCUGGGAGUCGUACCUGGAGUGGGAGCGGGAGCGCGGGGACCUGCGGGCGGUCACGGCCAUCUACGACCGCCUGCUGUCCAUGCCCACGCAGCUCUACAGCCAGCACUGGGAGCGGUUCAAGCAGCACGUGCUGCAGCACCCGCCCGGGGCCAUCCUGUCCCCCGAGGAGCUGCUCUGGGUUCGCUCCAAGCUCGGCCCCGACGCCGCCCCUGCCCCGAAGGCGCCGCCCGAGGCCCCCCCGGGGGAGGAGCCGCCCCCCGGGGCCCCCGAGCCGCAGCAGGAUCUGGACCAGGAGAAGAUCCGGGAGCUCGUCAUCUCCAUGAGGCAGCAAAUCCACGCCCAGAACGAGGCCGAAGUCAGCAAGCGCUGGAGCUUCGAGGAUGGGAUCAAGCGUCCCUAUUUCCACGUGAAGCCGCUGGAGCGGGCGCAGCUGCGGAACUGGCGCGAGUACCUGGACUUCGAGGUGGCGGCGGGGUCGCACGAGCGCAGCAUCGUCCUGUUCGAGCGCUGCCUCGUGGCCUGCGCGCUCUACGAGGAGUUCUGGGUCAAGUACACGCGGUACCUGGAGUCGCGCACGGUGCCGGGCGCCCGCAGCGUUUUCCAGCGCGCCUGCGGCUUCCACCUGCCCCGAAAGCCCAACAUCCACCUGCUGUGGGCAGCCUUCGAGGAGAAACAAGGCAAUGUUGAAGAAGCCCGCCGCAUCCUGCGCUGCUUCGAGGCCGCGGUGCCCGGGCUGGCCAUGGUGCGGCUGCGCCGGGUGAGCCUGGAGCGCCGGCACGGGCGCGUGGCCGAGGCCGAGGCGCUGCUGCUCGAGGCCAUGAGGGCCAACGAGGGGCUGCCCCUGGGCUCCUUCUACGCCGUCAAGCUGGCCCGGCAGGUGUGCAAGGUGCAGAAGAACCUGGGCAAGGCGCGCAGGGUGCUCGUGGAGGCGCUGGAGAAGGACCCGGACAACGCGCGGCUCCACGCCAACCUGCUGGAGAUGGAGUUUGGGGCGGACGUGGGGCAGAACGAGGGGAACACCAUGAGCUGCUUCGAGCGCGCCCUGCGCUCGCCCCUGCCCGACGAGGCCAAGCUGCUCUUCUCGCAGCGCCGCGUCGAGUUCCUCGAGGACUUCGGCUCCAGCAUCCACAGCCUGCUCAAGGCCUACGACGAGCACCAGAAGAUCCUGAAGGCGCACGCGGCGCGAAAACGAGCGCCGGAGAACGGCUCAGAAGAACCCGAUGACAAACGGCUCCGUCCCGACGACCCCUCGGGGCUCCUGGGACCCCUCAACUUCUCAGGGGGAGACCCCAACCCCUCCUACAACUACUGGUACCAGCACGGCUACAGCUCCUACGGCUACCAGAGCCCCUGGGGCUACGGCCACUACUACGGGCAGAGCUGAGGGGGGCUGCACCCCCUGCCCGCCCCCUCCCCCCUGUACAGACUGUGGGACCCCUCCCCCAAAAUUUGGGGGGGGGGCUUUGUAAAUAAAGAGGCUGUGAGGAGUUA